Messenger RNA from Perca flavescens (yellow perch), 4749 nucleotides. RefSeq names its product IQ motif and SEC7 domain-containing protein 2. The transcript has 19 exons. The record is from RefSeq and is a predicted model, not a curated record. Bases 1 to 4749 code for a protein of 1582 amino acids. Gene Ontology annotation, biological process: regulation of ARF protein signal transduction; actin cytoskeleton organization. Gene Ontology annotation, molecular function: guanyl-nucleotide exchange factor activity. NCBI's taxonomy places the organism in Eukaryota, Metazoa, Chordata, Actinopteri, Perciformes, Percidae.
AUGGCAGAGAUACCACUGCUGCUGUUUGAUAUCCGUUGUGUAGAGAAACAGUGUGCGACAGGCUUUGAGGGCCUGAAAUGGGCCAGUACUCACCAGUACUCACCAGUACUCACCAGUACUCACCAUGUGGAGGGCGACCCUCAGUGUCCGGAGGCGCUCACUUUCUCUGAUUCGUCCUUCGGCCAUCCUCCUCCCUUCCAUCGCUAUAGCAACAGCCCGCUCUGCAGCCCCUGUGACCCCCCGGCGAGCCUCGCCUGGGCUCAGCGCAGCCGCCACCAGCCGGCCAGCCUGGCGCUCCGAAAGCAAGAGGAGGAGGAGAGCAAACGCUGCAAGGCGCUAUCCGACAGCUAUGAGCUCUCUACGGACCUCCAGGACAAGAAGGUGGAGAUGCUGGAGAGGAAGUACGGCGGGCAGUUUGUGUCCCGGCGGGCGGCGAGGACCAUCCAGACAGCGUUCAGGCAGUACCGCAUGAACAAGAACUUCGAGAGGCUUCGCAGCUCAGCCUCGGAGAGCAGGAUGACCCGCCGCAUCAUCCUAUCCAACAUGAGGAUGCAGUACUCGUUUGAUGAGCGGCAUCCCCAGGGUCAGGGUUCGGCAGGUCAGCCGGGCGCAGACACCGCAGCAGACAUGGACGACUCCUUCUCCAAGCAGGUGAAGUCUUUGGCCGACUCCAUCGACGACUCGCUCACAUGCCAGACCGGCCAUGAAGACUCGCAGGACGCCGGCGGAGACGGAGAGGAAGACGAAGAGGAUGAGGAGGGAGAUGAAGAGGAGGAAGAGGAGGAGGAGGAUGAGGAGGAAGACGAGGAUGAGGAUUACAGACAGUGUGCGUGGCGAAACACCACAGCUCCCCCCCGCCGCGUGGCGGGCCGGCCGGGUGGCGUGCAUGCCGACAGCACCGCCACUUCCUUCAGCGACGUCACACUCUACAUGGACGACAGCUGCCUCCCCUCCUCGCCGCUGUCCCGCCCCACCUCCAGCUCCGACACGGAGUACUGGGGGGGGGGAGGCGGGCGAGCGGUGGGGAGGGAGGACAGCCGGGAGACGGAGGGAGGCAGCGGCGCAGCCAGCCGGAGGAGCAGCACGCCGUGCACCGAGUGUCGGGGGGAGUACAGAGGGAGGGCAGGGGCGGGAGGAGGGGGGGGACACCUCCCCGUCCUGACCAUCGAACCACCCAGUGACAGCUCCGUGGACAUGAGUGACAGGUCGGAGCGCGGCUCCAUUGGACGGCUGGUGUACGAGCAGGAGGCGCCGGGCGGAGAGCAGGAGAGGAGGGGGGGAGGAGGCGACGGAGAGAGCGGCGAGGAUGAGCGAGGAGGCGGAGGAGGAGGAGGGAGCAGCGAAGCCGACUCUCCUCAGGGAACCAUCAAACACAAACCAAACGGCCGCUCGGUCGCCACGGCCCAGGGACAGACGCGCAGCCCCGCCAGCGCCCCACUAGCGAUGCCGUCGGCGCGAGCACUGCCGCCACACCCACUGCCUCACCCCCACCCUCACCCCCACCCGCCGCCCAUCCCCCACCUCCCCACCAUCCUCCACCACCACGCGCAGUUUAGCACGCCACACGUCCUGCACAUGCACCACGUGCACACCGGCGGCGCCCCGUACGUCCCGCACCCUCAACACUUCUCCCAACACCACUACCACCACCUGCACCACCAACCCUUCCCCCACAGUUACCCAGAAGCCCCCUCUUCCCCGCUGCCCUCCCAUGUCCCUCCGCUCACGCCACUGCCGCCGCCGCUCACACCCUCGCCGCUCUCCUCGUCCUCCUCUAACAUGGAGGCGCCGCACCACCACCCGCUGCUGCACCACCACCUGCUCUGCUCCGACGGUGACAACGAGAGCGUCAACUCCACCACUACCAACUCCAACGACGACACCACCGUCAACAACUGCAGCUCCGGCUCCUCCUCCCGGGACAGCCUGCGGGAGCCGGCGGGCGGCGCCGCAGCGGGGAAACAGACCUAUCAGAGGGAGAGCCGCCACAGCUGGGACUCCCCCGCCUUCAACAAUGACGUGGUGCAGCGCCGGCACUACCGCAUCGGACUCAACCUCUUCAACAAGAAGCCGGAGAAGGGGAUCCAGUACUUGAUCGAGCGAGGCUUUGUGUCGGACACGCCAGUGGGCAUCGCCAGGUUCAUCCUGGAGAGGAAAGGGCUGAGUCGCCAGAUGAUCGGAGAGUUCCUGGGCAGCCGGUCGCAGUUCAACAAGGACGUCCUUGACUGUGUUCUGGAUGAGAUGGAUUUCUCCGGGAUGGAUCUGGACGAUGCUUUGAGGAAGUUCCAGGCUCAGAUUAAAGUUCAGGGUGAAGCUCAGCGGGUGGAGCGGCUGGUGGAGGCCUUCAGUCAGCGGUACUGUGUCUGUAACCCGGUGUUGAUCCGGCAGUUUCAGAAUCCAGACACCAUCUUCAUCCUGGCCUUCGCCAUCAUCCUCCUCAACACGGACAUGUACAGCCCCAACGUCAAGCCGGAGAGGAAGAUGAAGCUGGAAGACUUCAUCAAGAACCUGCGGGGCGUUGAUAACGGCCAGGACAUCCCCAGAGAUCUGCUGCUCGCCAUCUACGGAAGGAUCCAGAAAUGGGAGCUGAGGACCAACGAUGACCACGUGUCUCAGGUGCAGGCGGUGGAGAGGAUGGUGGUCGGAAAGAAGCCGGUGCUGUCUCUGCCUCACCGCAGGUUGGUGUGCUGCUGUCAGCUGUUCGAGGUUCCCGAUCCGAACCGAGGUCAGCGGAGCGGCGUCCACCAGAGAGAAGUCUUCCUGUUCAACGACCUGCUCAUGGUGACGAAGAUCUUCCAGAAGAAGAAGAGUUCAGUCACGUACAACUUCAGACAAUCGUUUCCUCUGGUGGACAUGCAGGUCCACACUUUCCAGAACACCUACUACCCCCACGGGAUCCGGCUGACGUCGGCGAACCCCGGCGGAGAGAGGAAGGUGCUGAUCGUCUUCACGGCUCCGAGCCAGCAGGACCGCGCUCGCUUCACGUCUGACCUGCGAGAGAGCAUCGCUGAGGUCCAGGACAUGGAGAAGUACCGCGUCGAGUCCGAGCUGGAGAAGCAGAAAGGUGUGAUGCGUCCAGGUGUGUUGGCGGGGGCAGGACCCGGAGGGGGGGGGACGCCGGGCUCCAACCUCUGCGCCAUGACGGGCGAGGUGGUGAACGGCACUCUGGGUAGGCCGAGCCUCGACGACACGUACGCCUCGGUGGACGGGCUCAAACGCACGGCCCUCAGCUCGUCACUGAGAGACCUCUCAGAAACAGGGAAGCGGGGUCGUAGGAACAGUGUCGGGUCAUUGGACAGUACCAUUGAAGGUUCGAUCAUUAGCAGCCCUCGGCCUCACCAGCAGCGCCCCCUGCUGGCUGCAGCGCUGUCCUACAGCCCCAUGAUGGUGCCCUCCUCCCCAGCAGCCUACCGGCCACACCGCCCUACUCAGAGCCCCGGUACAGGGGUGGGGGGUGGGCCGGGGCUCUGUCACACCCAGGGGGGGGUCGCCACCUCCCCCCUCGUGAGCGGGGGAGGGGCUGGGGGCGGAGGAGGGAUGGCAGGCGGGGGGGGCCCGACUGGCGGCGGCCUGCUGGGGAACUUCUUCGGCAGCCGCCGUGGCAAAGUUCCCGGUCCUCUGACGAUGACGUCACCGACUCCAGCGGGUCCGCCGAGUCCCCUGAUGAUCUCAUCGCCCCCCCCACCCCGCCCCCGCCCCUCCCAUCCCCCACCCCUCCUCCCCUUCCCCAUGCCCCUCCCCUUCGCCAAACCUCGCCCAGUCGGACUUGGGAGGAGUUGGAGGGGGGCCGUCCAAGCUCCAGGCUCUGCACGCUCAGUAUUGCCACGGCAACAGUGGAGGAGGCGGAGUCAGUGUUACUGGGCACCAGCAGCAGCAGACGCCGCCCCCCCCUACCACCACCACCACCGCUACCACGUGCAGAGCGUCCCGCAGCACCACGCCGCCCUGGCGCCCAGGUUCUCUGCUCCGCCGCGCCGGCAGGGCCCGUCCAGCUGCGGCGCCUCCCAGAGGCUGCAGCACGCCGCCGCGCCGCGCUACAGCCUGGGCUUCAUCACGCCGCCGCCGCUGUCCCCCCACUCCCCCCACUCCCCCGGCACCCCCACUACUCCGCACGGACUCUACCACUCGCACCCCGCCCCGGGGCGGCCGGGGGGAGGCGGCAAGCUGCCGCUGACCAUCUCGCACUCGCAGCCGCACCCGCACGCUCACACGCACGCUCACACACACUCCCCCCUCAGCCCCUCCCCCUCCACCCACUUCAUCUUCUCCACGCCGCCUCCACAGACGCCCUCGGCGCGCCUCGUCACGCAGACGCCCCCGCAGCCCUACGCGCCGCAGUACCCGCUGAUCUCCUCCAUCCCCCGCCCCCCCACUCCCCGCUGCCGCCGCCGGCCAACGCCGCGGGGGGCCAAGCGGGCAAAUCCAAACCCGUCAGCCGGAUCAGCACGGUCGUGUGAGGAGGCAGAAGCCACGGCCGGCGGUCCGCCACCCGGCAGUGAGCCACCGGGGGGCGCCGCUGAGGAGGAGGAGGAGGAGGAGGAGGAGAGGAGGAAAUCAAAAUGGCCGCUUAGUGAGGAAGAGAGCACUGAGAGCGGGGAAGAGGAAACUACUCAGUCUGUGUUAUUUCCACAUCCACUUCCCCCGCAGGUAGAGACGCUCGCACACUCAGAGACGAGAACCAUCAACAAGAACGCUACCGAACCAAGCCGCGCCGGCGUCUCCGUGAGAAUCUCCUCCAUCUUCCCCUGA